AUGGGUUUCAUCACCAAAGCCAUUCCUAUCGUCCUGGCGGCGUUGUCCACUGUCAAUGGUGCUAGAAUCCUUGAGGCCGGUCCUCAUGCCGAGGCCAUCCCAAACAAGUACAUUGUUGUCAUGAAGAGGGAGGUUUCCGACGAAGCUUUCAACGCUCAUACAACUUGGCUUAGCCAAAGCCUCAACAGCCGUAUAAUGCGCCGUGCCGGCAGCUCCAAGCCCAUGGCCGGAAUGCAAGACAAGUACUCCCUUGGAGGUAUCUUCAGGGCCUACUCUGGCGAGUUCGAUGACGCGAUGAUCAAAGAUAUUUCCAGCCACGAUGAUGUCGACUUCAUUGAGCCCGACUUUGUUGUGAGGACCACCACUAACGGCACUAACCUCACCCAUCAGGACAACGUUCCCUCUUGGGGACUUGCCCGCGUUGGCUCCAAGAAGCCUGGUGGCACAACCUACUACUAUGAUCCUUCCGCUGGCAAGGGUGUUACAGCCUAUAUCAUCGAUACUGGUAUCGAUAUCGAUCAUGAAGAUUUUCAAGGUCGUGCUAAGUGGGGUGAGAACUUUGUUGAUCAGCAGAAUACGGACUGCAAUGGCCAUGGAACCCAUGUUGCUGGAACUGUUGGUGGAACGAAAUACGGUCUGGCUAAGGGUGUCAGCCUCGUUGCUGUCAAGGUUCUUGACUGUGACGGCUCCGGAUCCAACUCUGGUGUCAUCAAGGGUAUGGAAUGGGCCAUGAGGCAGGCUUCUGGUGGUGGCAAUGGCACCGCUAAGGCUGCUGGAAAGUCUGUCAUGAACAUGUCCCUUGGUGGACCUCGCUCUGAGGCCUCCAACCAGGCUGCUAAGGCCAUUUCUGAUGCUGGUAUUUUCAUGGCUGUCGCUGCUGGUAACGAAAACAUGGAUGCCCAGCACUCUUCUCCUGCCUCUGAGCCAUCCGUCUGCACUGUCGCUGCCUCCACUAAAGAUGAUGGCAAGGCUGACUUCUCCAACUAUGGCGCUGUCGUCGACGUCUAUGCCCCAGGAAAGGAUAUCACCUCCCUUAAGCCAGGCGGCAGCACUGACACUCUCUCUGGUACUUCCAUGGCUUCUCCUCACGUUUGCGGUCUUGGUGCCUAUCUCAUCGGAUUGGGCAAGCAAGGCGGCCCUGGUCUCUGUGACACCAUCAAGAAGAUGGCCAAUGAUGUUAUCCAGAGCCCUGGUGAGGGCACCACCGGCAAGCUUAUCUACAACGGCAGCGGCAAAUAA
Trichophyton rubrum CBS 118892 is the source of this 1239-nucleotide messenger RNA. Its product is annotated as subtilisin-like protease 6. NCBI's taxonomy places the organism in Eukaryota, Fungi, Ascomycota, Eurotiomycetes, Onygenales, Arthrodermataceae. Gene Ontology annotation, molecular function: serine-type endopeptidase activity. The coding region runs from base 1 to 1239 and encodes 412 amino acids. Gene Ontology annotation, biological process: proteolysis. The record is from RefSeq and is a predicted model, not a curated record. The transcript has 4 exons.